UGGUCAAGCAUUUAUUGCUUUCUCCAUUGCUUUAUCACCUGUACAAGUCAAUAUUACCCCAUCAAGCUGCUGGAUCACUCUGGUACUAAGUACCUAUCGAUUUAUAGAAGCAUUUAGACAAGCUGGUGUGGAGUAGAGGCUCACAACAUACUGGCAGACAGUUUCAGUUGAAGAUAUUUGGAAUAUAUGGAUUUGGGGAACAUGGAGCCUGGGCUUCAGAUAUCAAACAUCACAGAGGAAUGGGCCAAAAGCUUUCGAAAAUUGCACAUGGAAUUCUUUGUCAUCUCUACCACCGUUUUCACUCUGGCCACAUUGAUAGUAAACUUUAUUCUUCUGGCAUGCAUAUUUCGGACUCACGCUUUAUGCCAAGAAACACGGUAUUUACUUGUGGCCAACACCUUGAUAUCAGAUGUACUGUUCCUAAUUUUUCAUCUGACCACACAGCUUUGUAAUUCCACUGGCGUUGUAAUUUCCUGGACAGUUUGUGAACUGGUCACAACUGUCACUGCCACUGCCUACUCCUCUGCGAUCCUCAGCGUCACUCUCAUGGUGGUUGACACAUAUGCUGCUGUACGCUGGCCAUUGAAAUACAGAGAAUUUUUACCACCAGCUCGAACCCACCGCAUACUACUUGGGAUGUGGCUCUUUGCUACCACUUACCCAUUAACUCUUGUCAUUUUGAUGGUCAGUGACAGGAAGCAAGAUGAGGAAGUUAAAAUGUGUCUUGUCCUCAUCUUACUUUGGUUUAUGGAGACAAAAAACACAGUUGGCAACCACCUCUAUUUAUUGAUCACUGCAAUUGUUUGUGCCAUUCUGAUUUUGUACUGCUAUAUCCGGCUCUACAUGGUGACAAAGACUCAAGGGAUCUGGCAAAGCCGCUUUUCCAGAGCCAGAGGCACUCUCCUUGUUCAUGGCAUUCUCCUGAUGCUAUACUUCACUCCCAGCUUUGUCUUCAGUGUGGAGUUGAUCUUGUUUCACAGAAAAGACAUAAACCACGACGUUCAGGUGUGGAUCAGUACAGUCAAUAUGUCUGUUUUUAUGCUAUUGCCGAGAGCCUGUGCUCCUUACUUAUAUGGCCUCAGAUACAGGGAAAUCCGUGAAACAUUAAUACAGCUGCUGUUUCACCCCAGAUGCCGUCCUCAGAUUACAUUCUCAUAAAUAUAGUAACAAUAAUCGUCAUCAUUAUUUGAUUAAUUUAUUGUGAAUGCAUGCUACCUCCCAGGGUGUGGGCCAAUAAUGUUACAAAUACAGAGUAACUAUACAAAGUAUACACACAUUUUAAGCAUAUUGUGUAUAAAUGAGUAGGUUGUUUUUGUUUAGUUUCAUUUUAGUUUCAUUUUGCUAUGAACAUAAGAACUGAAUAUGUGUGUAUGAUGCUGUACAUUCCAUACUUUUAUGGCCUUAACAUAUGGCCAGCGCUCUGCUCUGUGCUUUGUUCAUUCAUUCAGACACACAUCUAAUGACACUGGGUAGAGUCUAGAGAUGGGAAAAGAGGUACACAUUGUAAAAAUAUAUAAUUUUUGACUAUACAUAUAUAUAUGUAUAUAUAUAUUUUAUAUAUAUAUUAUACACACACACACACACAUAUAUAUAUAUAUAAUAUACACACACACACACACUUUUUAUUAUUUGUUGCUUAACUAAGUGUGUAGAAGUGUUGCUGUAUUUUUUGUGCUUAAACUCAGACAUUUUUUUCCUUAAAAUUCCAUAUACCCACUGAAAAGAAGGUACAAUGUACAUUUAUACCAAAUACAAAUAAUUUAUGUGUACACACACUGUAAUCUAAUCUUGACUGGUGAGUGGACGGAGGCUUUUGUCAUGUAAGAUGUCAGGUCCAGCAGCCUGAAUACCAUAAAAAACAUGACCCGCUUCUUAGGAACCAUAGGAACUCAAACAUUUUGCAACAGCAUGGGGAAGUUGUGACAUCCUUUGUUCCAAAAGCUCCUCCCUCUUCUGCACCUGAAAUACACUGGCCUUGUUUUCACGUGUUCCAUUCCCUUGGAAAAUAUUUCUUAAAAACGAUAAACUU
This is a messenger RNA of Boleophthalmus pectinirostris (great blue-spotted mudskipper), 2029 nucleotides long. Its product is annotated as probable G-protein coupled receptor 148. Gene Ontology annotation, biological process: G protein-coupled receptor signaling pathway. The coding region runs from base 187 to 1158 and encodes 323 amino acids. The record is from RefSeq and is a predicted model, not a curated record. Gene Ontology annotation, molecular function: G protein-coupled receptor activity. The transcript has 2 exons. Gene Ontology annotation, cellular component: membrane. NCBI's taxonomy places the organism in Eukaryota, Metazoa, Chordata, Actinopteri, Gobiiformes, Gobiidae.